Messenger RNA from Cuculus canorus (common cuckoo), 7323 nucleotides. RefSeq names its product gastrula zinc finger protein XlCGF7.1. The transcript is spliced from 2 exons. Bases 734 to 1699 code for a protein of 321 amino acids. Lineage: Eukaryota; Metazoa; Chordata; Aves; Cuculiformes; Cuculidae. The record is from RefSeq and is a predicted model, not a curated record. Gene Ontology annotation, biological process: regulation of transcription by RNA polymerase II. Gene Ontology annotation, molecular function: DNA-binding transcription factor activity, RNA polymerase II-specific; RNA polymerase II cis-regulatory region sequence-specific DNA binding.
GAGGCGAGCAUUCCGUAGGUGUCCAGCAUCACCUCCCGGUAGAGCCGCCGCUGCCAGCCCGCCAGCUCUGCCCACUCCUGGCGGGAGAAGUAGACGGCCACCUCCUCGAACGGCCCCGCCAUCUGCAGCCCGAAGCACGGCCGGAGCCCCCGCCUCGCCCCCCGACACCCCCUCUGCCCGCAGCUCCGCCGCCGCCAAGGACGGAGACGACGAAAGGGUUCUGGGGCGGAAUUGGUGUCUCUCGAGCAGCCCAGGCUCCAGGCGGGCACAGCCCAGAGCGGCUCUCGCUGCAGCAGCGCCUGGGGGGAAAUUGCGAGGCCCCGAGCGGCCCCGCUCCGGUCGAGCCUCAGAGCGCAAUCAGCAUCUGCUUUGGAAGGGAAGUGGUUUUUUCCGGCCUGGCCGCCCCCCACCCCCACGCAACCCCCCAGGCUCCGAGCCCAGUGCUGGCGCCAGCGAGUCGGAAGGAGCGCGGGGUCCCAGAGCAUCCCAGUGCCGGAGGGCUCUGCAUCCCAGUGCCCCGGGCCCGGGGAAGAGCAGCCCCGCAGGCAGGCUGGCCCUGCAGCCCCCGGCCCCUCUGCGGGCAGCCCGGCUGCGAGAAGGGCACUGCCAGGCCUGGCGGGGGAGCGGCGACCCCGGGGCUGCCGGGUCCGGCCUGGCGGCGUCAGGGUUGGGGCAGAGGGGGCCGGGCAAGGCGCGGCGGGGCGAGCUGAGCCGGGCGUGCUUCGGGCUGCGGAUGGCGGGGCCGUUCGAGGAGGUGGCCGUCUACUUCUCCCGCCAGGAGUGGGCAGAGCUGGCGGGCUGGCAGCGGCGGCUCUACCGGGAGGUGAUGCUGGACACCUACGGAAUGCUCGCCUCGCUGGGUUGGGCCGCCGUUAAGCCCGAGCUCAUCUGCAGGUUGGAGCGAGGAGAGACGCAGUGCGUGCCAGACCCCCCCGGGGAGAGGCAGAGGCACCGCAGCCCUGUGCCGGGCGGGUCCCGAGGUUCCCCUGGGGGCGUGGGGGGUUCCUCCAGCAGGGGUUUGGGAGAAUCAUCCCAAGAUGAACCAAGCGGGAGCUGCGGAGGCCCAGAAGGGCACCCUCACCCUCCUCUUGGCCUGGCCCCCCAGCCGCGGGAGAAGACCCCGCUCACAUGCCCUGAGUGCAACAAGAGCUUCAGGAGUCGGAGUGCACUGACCGCCCACAAGAAGAUCCACACGGGUGAGGGCCCCUUCACCUGCACCAACUGCAGUAAGAGCUUCAGCUGGAAGAGCAGCCUGACCAGACACGAACGCAUCCACACGGGUGAGCGCCCCUUUCACUGUGCUGACUGUGGAAAGAGCUUCAUCUGGAAGCAUCACCUGAUUCCCCACCAGCGCAUCCACUCUGGUGAGCGCCUCUUUUCCUGUACCAGCUGUGGCAAGAGCUUCAAUGAGAAGGUCUCCUUGAUCAGACACCAGCGCAUCCAUACGGGUGAGCGCCCCUUCGUAUGCAUGGAGUGUGGCAAAAGCUUCAGACAGAAGCAUCACAUGCUCAGCCACCAGAGCGUCCACACAGGCGAGCGCCCUUUUGUCUGUGCUGACUGUGGCAAGAACUUCAACUGGAAGGUCAGCCUGAUCAUGCACCAACGCAUCCACAGUGGUGAGAAGCCGUACAACUGUGAGGUGUGCAACAAGACUUUCAGGCAGAAGUCUGACCUGAAGAGACACCAGCGGGUGCAUUGAUCCCUGCGGGUGGUGCCAGAGGGUGAGGAGUGGGAAGGUGCAUGUCCUUCCCUGUCAGGGGAGAAGAUCCCGGGAGGCGGCUGCAAGAAGCGGUUUUGGUCCAAGGGGACCAUGCUGGCUCACCAGCGCAUCCACAGCACCCUCCGUCUGCUGACACCACCACUCCGUCGACCCCGAAACUGCUGCUGAGAGUCCUAUAGGGCACUCGGGCUCUGCUGCAGGGGUGGCUGCGGGGGACACCCUGUGGGAAUAAAACUAAAUAUGGAGAAAAAAGGGAACACUGAAGUUUUAUGAAUCCUCCCUCCCCUCACAGGCUGAGUACAAGGCAGUUUUCCUUAGAAACCAAUCAGUGAAGGUGUAACAUGCAGAGGUGCAGCACAGUUUUCAUCGGAAAGGAAUGCAUCGAGGACAUCUUGCCCUGUGAUGUGGGUGCCAGGACAUUUGGGGACAGCCGUGUCCAGCCCCCGCUAUCAGCAAGGAGCCUGGUACCCAAGGACAAUGCCCCUUUAUGUUCCAAGAAGACAAAUUGCAGUCACCGCUCUGACACUCCUGCUCUCCAGCUGACCUGUUCGCUUUACACCAUCACAGCAAUAGCAUUGUAAUACUAAAGCACAGCUCCAUACAGAAGGCUGCCCGCCUCCUCCCCGGCUCUGAGGCAAAGCACUCCCGUAACCACUCCUACUGCGCCUGCGGUCAGGUUUUGGCAUGUGAAGGGAGAACUUUUCCUCCAGCAAUCGGCAGGGUUUGACGUUGUGCCUUCAGUCACUCUCGAUCCACCUAAAACCCCUCCCCAAAAGUGUGAUUAUAAAUAUGAAAACAAAGGGGAAAGUUUUGUUGGGAAAAUGUCAUCGAAACUUUUGGGGUCAACCAAUGCGUUGGACCCUAUCUCCCCUCCCCCUGUUGGGACGCUGCUGGGAUAAGACCUUAGCGUUAGACACACUGAAUAUAGAUCUUAACAACAAGCUAAUUCUUAGCAUCUCUCUCUACUUGAGCCUUAACUACAUAUUCCUCACCUGCACAUCGCUCUGAUCUGGGCUCGGGUAUUUGAUUUUCAAUGUAUUUUCCCAAACACCAUCUUCUCCCCAGACACCACCCAACCCUUAUUUAGUCACGAGUUGUUAGAAUUGUUAUAAUAAACCUGACUUGUUCACCUGUAGACAAGGCUCGGGAAUCUUACUGACCGUUAAGGGGGACAUAAAGGGAACUUAAUUAACUUCCCUUGAAUUCUCAAGAACUGAGAACUCUAUCCUCUCGUGAGCAUCCUCCAGCCGGCACAGCUCCCUCAGGGCCUUCCCUCUUCACAAACCACAGGUCCAGCGGGCACCUUGCCCCAUCGGGUCACUCGCCAGCUGUGUCAGCAAGUUCUCUUCCACCCACUCCAGGAACCUCCUAGACUGGUUCCUCUCUGCUGCUUUGUGUUUCCAGCAGACAUCCCGUGGACUGAAGUCCCCCAUGAGGAUGAGGGCUGGUGAUGGCGAGGCUCCUCCCAGCUGCUUCUAGAAUAACUCCUCUGCCCCUUCAUCCUGGCCGGGUGGUCUGUAACAGACUCCCACCACGACAUCUGCCUCACUGGCCUUCCCCUGAGUCUUCGCCACAAACCUCCAACCCAGCAUCACAUCACAGAGCUCCAGAGAAGCCAAACACUCCCUAACACACAGGGCCACCCCAGCACCUCUUCUUCCUCACCGUGAGUGUGUGCCUGUCCAGGACAGAGACAGACAGUUUCUGAAGCAGAAUGCUGUGAGAAACUGUGUCAGAGGCUUUACUGAAGUCCAAGAAGACUCCAUCCACAGCCUUUCCCCCAUCCAGUAGUCGAGUCACUUUGUCAUAGAAGGUGAUCACGUUAGUUUGGCAAGAUCUGCCUUUCGUGAACCCGUGUUGAUCGGGACUGAUUACCCGCUUCUCUUGCAUGUGCUUCAUGAUAGCACUCAAGAUCACCUGUUCCGUGACUUUCCCCAGCACUGACAUCAGACUGACAGGCCUGGAGUUCCCCGGAUCCUCCCCGCAACCCUUCCGGUAGAUGGGCACAACAUCAGCCAGCCUCCAGUCCAGUGGAACUUCCCCAGUCAGCUGGUCCUUCCCCAGGACCGCUGGAAGGUGAUGGAAAGGGGUUUGGAAAGGGCAUCCGCCAGCUCCUUCAAUACUCUUGGGUGAAUCCCAUCUGGCCCCAUAGACUUGUGGGUGUCUAGAUGGGCAAGCGAGUCUCUAACCGCCUCCUCUUGGAUCACGGGAGCCUCAUUCUGCUCCUCUGACUCCUGGGUUUGUACACAGAGGGAACAACUUCCCUUGCUAUUAAAGACUGAGGCAAAGAAGGCAUUAAGUACCUCAGCCUUGUCCUUAUCCCCUGUCACUGUUGUUCCUUCUGCAUCCAAUAGGGACUGAAUAUUCUCCCCAGUCCUCCUUUUCUUGUUCAUGUAUUUGUAGCAAGAUUUUUUAUUAUCUUUCACAGACUUAGCCAGUUUGAUUUCUAGUUGGGCCUCAGCCCUCCUGAUUUUUUCCCUGCACCAUCUCACUUCCUCCCUGUAGUCCACCCAAGACGCCUGCCCCUUCUUCCAAAGAUCAUAGACCUUCCUCUUCUUUUUGAUAUCUCUCAAGAUCUCCCUACUCAACCAAGUUGUUCUUUUCCCCCGCCGGCUCCUUUUCCAGAACACAGGGAUGGCUUGCUCCUGAGCUGCUAGGAUUUCAUUUCUGAAGAGCGCCCAGCCCUCGUGGGCUCCCUUGCCCUGAAGGACUGUCUCCCAUGGGACUUUGCCAACAGCCUUCUGAACAGUCCAAAGUCUGCCCUCUGGAAGUUUAAUGUGACUGUUUUGCUCAUCCCCUUCUUCAUCUCACCCAGAACUGAAGACCCUAUCAGCUCAUGAUCGCUUCGUCCCAGGCGUCCCCCAACCGUCACAUCCCUCACAAGGCCUUCUCUGCUCACAAACAGCAGGUCCAGGAGGGCACUCUCCCUCAUCAGCUCACUCACCAGUUGUGUGAGGAAGUUGUCUUCCACACACUCCAGCAACCUCCUAGGCUGCUUCCUUUCUGCUGUGUUGUACUUCCAGCAGAUAUCAGGAAGAUUGAAGUCUCCCACGAGGACGAGAGGUAGCGAUCUAGAGAGUGUCCGCAGCUGUUUAUAGAAGAGCUCAUCAGCUGCUUCUUCUUGGCUGGGUGGUCUGUAGCAGACUCCCAUCACAAUGUCAGCCUUCUUGUGGGCUCCUCUGAUUUUAACCCAGAGGCACUCAGUCCCUUCCUCACCAUAACUUGUGGAAGAAUGGCUCGGUGAUCGAGGGCAUGAUUUAAUAGCAGUGAACAAUCCAGGGUUUGCUGUUUGUGGCUCGGCCUGACCUUGAGAUGAGAUAAAAGGGAGCAGAAUACAAGAAUGUGGAAUCCAGCGUGGGAAAGCCCUGAAGAGUCGUGAUGAGAACUUUGUAUCUGCCCUUUUCGCGUGCUCAAGAGCGUCUGGCCAGUUGCGUGACAGCACAAGGCGCAUGAACAGUGGGACAUAACCAAUUAGGAUUUGUUUUGUUAGCGCGUGCAUUAUUAGGAUAAGUAUAUAAGAAGUGUAAGGUGUAUGAAUAAAUGAGAACCAUCAUACUCAUAUUGAGACUCCAUCGUUACUCCGGGUCCGCCUCCCACUCCGACAUCUGGUAGCAGAGGAUGGUUACAGGACACCUUUGACUUCUCCGAGACUGCGGUAAGCAGCUGGAGGAGGGGAGUGGGAAACCGCGGCUAAGGGAAGCGCUGCCUGUGCAUAGUCAAGGUAGACGCUGGUGCGAGGUCGCUCCUCACCCCUUAGGGAUAAUUAUGGAAACAGAAGCUGCGGCAACGCUACUUGCGGGAAUCCUCUCUAAGAGAGGGCAUGAACUGCCCAAAACUGCUGGAAACAGAAGCUGUGGCAACGCUACUUGCGGGAAUCCUCUCUAAGAGAGAGCAUGAACUGCCCGCAAAACUGCUGAUAAAACUUCUACAUUUAGGUAGAAAAUGGGGACACUUUACUGAUCCGCAGACGUUGUUUUUUGUUACGGAUUGGGGAGAUUAUGGAGAAACGUUGUGGGAAAAGACUAUAUCAGGAACCGACAAGGAUGAAAAGGAAUUAAAGCUGUUCGGGGGGACUGCAAGAUCACGAAAAAGGGCAAAGAGCCUUUUGGGGGCUGUGGGGAAACUUGGCAAACUGUCGUUAAUACUUUACAAGCACUGAAGGCGAAGUCAAAAGUUGCCGCUGCCGCUGUGUGCGCCACAGCCCCCCCAAUCCCCCGGCUGAACCUCAUUGCACCACGAUGCGUAUGAGUGCUUUCUUUGGGGUGAGCCAGAAUUACCCAAUGAAAGGAAUGACUGGGAAAGUUUGUACCAGCGUCUGCGAGCUCUAAAUCCGUCUGUAAAAAGGGGGAAUGCGUCUGAGGACAUAGACGGCCCCAUUGCGCCGGAGGCACCCGAUGUUCACCCAUCAGAGGGUGGAAGUGCAAUGAUAUAGGAACCAGAAGUGCCCACAGCAGCCGUCUGCGCUGAUCAAGUGCGGGGUGGACAAAGCUGUGGGGCUGGCGAGGAAUCAGAGGAGGAAGAAGAUGCCUCGAAAAUGCUGUAACAACCAAGGACUGUUACCUGUUAAACAAUUGAUACAAACCUCAUUUUAUAAUAUAUGUGCAUAUUGUAAGCGUUGUAUUUGUUGGGUACGGUGUAGAAUUUAAAUAUUCGUACCAUCGUGCUCUUCUUAUUGACCGGUCGUAAACUAUAUUGUAUGGGUAUAUUAAGGCAGCUCUCAAAAGAGUGGUUCUGUGUGUGUAUGUGUGUUUAAAGUGCUUUAAACUUUUGUAAGAUUUGCAAAUUGGGUUUUGGUCAUAGCAGUUUGAGCCUCUGUUUGUUUCGAUUAAUCUUAAAAAUGCAACUCUGAGACCUUUCAAUCCCAAACGUCCACUAAGCCGGCAGACAGGUAGAUUUACCUGGGACCUUUGAAGUGAAAGGCUGCAGAGGAAACAAUUUUAAACAGAGAAAAAAAAUUGAAAAAAAAAAGGAAAAAAAUAGAAAUAUACAAAACCAAUGCAGACAAUAGAAAAAGAAAAUGGAAAACCACCAGCCCUGUGGCUGUGUGUGAGUUUCCCCCCCACCCUAUUCCCCUCCCAGCCCUGUGGCUGUGUGUGAGGUUUUUUUCCCUCCCCCAAUCCUCCCAUCCCUUACUCCUGAUUUUGUUUGAAUGUGAAGGUUUUUUGUUUUGUUUCAGCUUGGCAGUCCUUAUCUCUCCAGGGGAGUAACAAUUUGUGAAGGACACUCUGCAUUCCAGUGUCCCUUACAAGAACCGUUUGAUGAACUGGCACUGCAGACAUCCAGGGAUAUGCUGAGAGAUAAAGGACUUGUUGUUGCACCUGAAAAAGUACAAAGGUCAUCUCUGUGGAAGUAUUUGGGCUGGAGCACUUCUGAUGCCCAAACCCCACCACAGAAAAUCGAAUUGACGAUCAGUUUACGAACUGUGAAAGAUGUCCAAAUGUUGUUAGGGGAUAUUCAAUGGGUCCGCCCUUGUGUGGGCGUUUCCAACUCUGAUAUUGCUCCCUUGACUGUGUUGUUGCACAAUGCCUCCAAAACUGAGCUUUUUGAGCUCCUUUGACUGCAGAUCAAAGGACUCUUUUACAAAAAGCCAAUCGUCCCUUACA